This is a messenger RNA of Benincasa hispida (wax gourd), 2145 nucleotides long. RefSeq names its product calcium-dependent protein kinase 13 (gene CPK13). NCBI's taxonomy places the organism in Eukaryota, Viridiplantae, Streptophyta, Magnoliopsida, Cucurbitales, Cucurbitaceae. The record is from RefSeq and is a predicted model, not a curated record. Gene Ontology annotation, biological process: protein phosphorylation. Gene Ontology annotation, molecular function: protein kinase activity; calcium ion binding; ATP binding.
ACGGUUUCUCUUCGAAAGCGUCUGAGCCGUUACCCCGUACUACUCACUCUCUCUACUUCAACAACACUGACUUUCUCUCUCCCAUUUCCCUUCUACGGUUCCAUUUCCCUGACAUUACUCUUUGAUUUCGCUUCACGGGGAACUUCUGCUUUCUCUCUCUAGUUCUUAGGGUUAGGGUUUCGGCAUUAUGGUGUGAAACGCUUCUUUGUGGACUGGUUUUGGCUGAGGGUUUUGGGAGAUCGACGGCCAGAUUGAGGUUUUUGUGCUGUGAUGGGGAAUUGUUGUAGAUCUCCGGCGGCUGUUGCUAGGGAGGAUGUGAAAUCGAGCUUUUCGGGACAGGAUCACAGCCGUCGAGACUCGAAUGCGGGAAAGAAGGCGCCGGUUACGGUGUUGAAUGGUGUGCCGAAGGAGAAUAUUGAGGAGAAGUAUAUGGUGGAUCGAGAGCUUGGUCGAGGUGAGUUUGGUGUUACUUAUCUUUGUAUAGACCGUCAAACGAGGGAUUUAUUGGCUUGUAAGAGUAUUUCGAAGCGGAAGUUGAGGACGGCUGUGGACAUUGAGGAUGUGAGGCGUGAAGUUGCAAUUAUGAAGCAUUUGCCUAAGAAUUCGAGUAUUGUGAGCUUGAAGGAAGCUUGUGAGGAUGAGAAUGCUGUGCAUUUGGUGAUGGAAUUGUGCGAGGGCGGCGAGCUUUUUGAUCGGAUUGUGGCUAGAGGACAUUACACCGAACGGGCAGCUGCGGCUGUCAUGAGAACUAUCGUUGAGGUUGUGCAACUAUGUCAUAAGCACGGGGUAAUUCACAGAGACUUGAAGCCUGAAAAUUUCUUGUUUGCUAACAAGAAGGAGAAUUCCCCUCUCAAGGCAAUAGAUUUUGGAUUAUCUAUAUUCUUCAAGCCAGGCGAAAAGUUCUCUGAAAUUGUUGGAAGUCCAUAUUACAUGGCCCCAGAGGUGUUGAAGCGAAAUUAUGGACCAGAGAUAGACAUAUGGAGUGCAGGGGUCAUUUUAUACAUCUUGUUGUGUGGAGUUCCUCCCUUUUGGGCUGAGACUGAACAAGGGGUGGCUCAAGCUAUUCUCCGUGGACUGAUAGAUUUCAAACGUGAUCCAUGGCCCAGUAUCUCAGAGAGUGCUAAAAGUCUUGUGAAACAAAUGUUGGAGCCAGAUCCAAAGCUUCGCUUGACUGCAAAGCAAGUUCUUGAUCAUCCUUGGCUUCAAAAUAUUAAAAAAGCUCCAAAUGUUCCACUUGGAGACGUCGUCAAAUCAAGGCUCAAACAGUUUUCCAUGAUGAACAGAUUUAAAAGAAAGGCCUUACGGGUUAUUGCUGAUUUCUUAUCCACCGAAGAAGUUGAAGAUAUCAAAGAAAUGUUCAAGAAGAUUGACACUGAUAAUGAUGGUAUUGUUAAUAUUGAAGAUCUAAAAGCUGGCGUUCACAACUUCAGCUCUCAACUUGCCGAGCCUGAAAUUCAGAUGUUGAUUGAAGCUGUUGAUACUAAUGGGAAAGGCACCUUGGACUAUGGCGAAUUUGUUGCGGUGUCUCUUCAUUUACAAAGAAUGGCAAAUGAUGAGCACCUUAGAAAGGCAUUUUCCUACUUUGACAAGGAUGGAAAUGGUUACAUCGAGCCGGACGAACUUCGAGAUGCUUUAGUAGAAGAUGGAGUGGAUGAUUGUACAGAUGUCGCGAAUGACAUCUUUCAGGAAGUAGAUACAAACAAGGAUGGGCUUAUAAGUUACGAAGAAUUCGUGGCUAUGAUGAAAACGGGAACGGAUUGGAGGAAGGCUUCUCGGCACUACUCAAGAGGGAGAUUUAACAGUCUGAGCAUCAAGCUGAUGAAAGAUGGAUCACUAAACUUGGGGAGUGAAUAAUACAACAAACAAUCAGUUGGAGGAGAGGAUUUGCAUUUGGUUUCUUCAUUCACAUACGAGAAGGCAGUGCAACAUUGGGCUUUAACAUCUGAAGUUGCUUUUCUUGUGUGAUUAUUUGUUGGGUUGGGCCUGGGCCCUUCGAUUAGUAUGUGAUGGCCCACCAGAGUCAUUGGAGGCCCAGUAUGUGUCUAAUUGGCCCCACCUAAAAUGUUUUUAUGUAAAAUGUGAUGCCUCGUAGUUAACCACAACAGUACAGCUUCUAUUCUAUGAUAUUACAACUUACUUUUCUAA